AUGGGCCCUAAGGAUCAUGUUGCUUUGUUCACUACUGCUGAUGAUCUUGAGCCCACGUGUUACUCGCAGGUCGUGCGCCAUCCAGAGUGGCGUGAGGCCAUGGAUGUGGAGUUUAAUGCUUUGCUACAGAACCAUACAUGGCGUCUUGUUCCUUACACUCCGGGUAUGAAUGUUGUGGGGUGUAAGUGGGUAUUUCGGCUGAGACAGUGUAUAUGCGUCAGCCGCCUGGCUACGAGGACAAAACGAAACCGGAUCAUGUGUGCUUUCUGCAACGUUCUCUUUAUGUUGUAUUUUUUGGUGUAUGUUGAUGACAUUCUGGUCAUGGGCUCGGACUCACAGCGGGUCUCAGGAAUUGUGGCCAAGCUGGUUGCAGAGUUCAAGAUUCGGGAUAUGGGGGCUCCGUCCUUUUUUCUUGGCAUUGAGACUGUGCCGUUCUCGGAUGGUGUUCUCCUCUCUCAGAGGCGUUAUAUCCAGGACAUUCUUAAGCGGGCCGGCAUGGUGGAUUGCAAGCUGGUCUCGACCCCAGUUUCAGUUGUUCGGUCUGAUGAUGCUGACACCACUCCUUAUGCCGAUCCCACUCACUAUCGCAGCAUUGCGGGUGCCCUGCAGUACUUGACUGUGACUCGCCCUGAUUUAUCUUAUGCAGUCAAUAGGCUUUGUCAGCACAUGCAGUCUCCUACCACGGCUGAUUGGAGUCUGAUGAAGCGGGUGUUACGGUAUGUUAAGGGUACUCUUGGUCUUGGACUCAGUAUUCGCAGGUCUCUGUCUACUGCUGUUCAUGCUUUUUCUGACUCGGAUUGGGCUGGCAAUCCGGAUGAUAGGAAGUCAACCAGUGGCUUUGCGGUCUACGUGGGCACCAAUCUGGUUUCCUGGUCAUGCAGAAAGCAGCGCACGGUGGCGCGUUCGUCUACAGAAGCUGAAUACAAUGCUCUAGCUGAUGUCUCAGCUGAGGUUACGUGGCUCGUUUCACUUCUUAAAGAGAUUGGUUUUCCGCCGGCUUCUGCGCCAACUCUGUGGUGUGACAACUUGGGUGCCACCUACCUGUGCUCGAACCCGGUAUUUCAUGCCCGAACGAAGCAUGUGGAGAUUGAUUAUCAUUUCGUUCGCGACAAGGUUGCAAAGAAGGAGAUUCAGGUUCACUUUAUUUCUACAAAGGAUCAACUAGCAGAUGUUUUCACCAAGGCUCUUCCGUCUACUCGGUUUUCUUUUCUACGGGGCAAACUCAAUGUUGCAGCUGCUCCGUCUUGA
Ipomoea nil (Japanese morning glory) is the source of this 1248-nucleotide messenger RNA. RefSeq lists its product as uncharacterized. The transcript is spliced from 3 exons. The record is from RefSeq and is a predicted model, not a curated record. NCBI's taxonomy places the organism in Eukaryota, Viridiplantae, Streptophyta, Magnoliopsida, Solanales, Convolvulaceae. Bases 1 to 1248 code for a protein of 415 amino acids.